CAGAUGGUGCCCUUCAUCAGCCAAAACAAUGGACCGCUUUGCAAGGGGGUGAUUUAUAUACAUCCGAUUCUUGAAAUUAUAAACUUUUGCUAAAUUACACAGCACAUCUGUGACUUUGAUAAGACAAACUAGCUAUUCCGGAUUGUUGUUCCGCAUGAUUGAGAAAACCCGUGAGAUUUCAGGCUUCACUGUGGAUAAGCAUCCAUCCAUGCAGUGCCUGCCUGUGCGCAGGCUGCCUGCACACCACAUCACUCUGAACCCCUUGCAGUAUAGAGGAGAAGCAGAGCCCACUGCUGCUGAUCUCCGACAUGGCGAAAGAAGGAGCACACAUGACAGAGGAAACCGAGUUUAUGAUAGACAAAAAUGUGGGGAAAGAAACAGAAAAAGUAGAAUCGUCCAGCGAUGCCAAAGAGAUGCGAGCCGUGAUUCUGGCAGGUUUUGGAGGUCUCAACAAACUCAGGGUAACCAAGAAGCCAAUGCCCGAGCUUCAGGAGGGAGAAGUGAAGAUCCGCGUCAAAGCAUGUGGAUUGAAUUUUCUGGACCUGAUGGUGCGUCAGGGAACGAUUGAUAACCCUCCUAAACCUCCUCUUGUGCCUGGGUUUGAAGUCUCUGGAAUAGUAGAAUCAGUGGCUGAAAACACAACAGGAUUUGAGAUUGGUGACAGAGUUAUGGCUUUUGUGAAUUACAAUGCCUGGGCAGAGGUUGUUUGCACACCAGUGGAUUUUGUCUACAAGAUGCCGGAUGAAAUGACUUUUUCAGAAGCUGCUGCGUUCUCCCUCAACUUUGUGACUGCUUAUAUGAUGCUGUUUGAAGUGGCCAAUCUGCGAGAGGGGAUGUCCGUGUUGGUUCACUCAGCAGGAGGGUCUGUAGGACAGGCUGUUGCUCAGCUGUGUUCGACUGUACCUAAUGUCACUGUGUUUGGCAUCGCCUCAAGUUCCAAACACGCGGCCAUCAGAGACUCGGUGACUCACCUCUUCGACAGAAACGUGGAUUAUAUGCAAGAAAUCAAAAAGAUUUCUCCAGAGGGAGUGGACAUCAUGUUGGACAGCCUGUGUGGGGAGAACACAGUGAAAGGCUUAAGUCUGCUGAGGCCUUUGGGAACUUACAUCCUCUAUGGCGCGUCAAACAUGGUAACUGGGGAGACAAAGAGUUUCUUCAGCUUUGCAAAAUCUUGGUGGCAGGUGGAGAAGGUGAACCCUAUUAAACUGUACGAGGAGAACAAAAUAAUGGCCGGAUUUUCGCUCCUCAACCUCCUCUUCAAGCACGGGAAAUGUAGUCUUGUGAAAUCAGUGAUGGACAAACUCUUGUGUCUCUAUGACCAAAAGAAGAUAAGGCCUGUAGUGGACUCCCUGUGGGCGCUGGAGGAGGUCAAAGAGGCCAUGCAGAGGAUUCACGACAGAGUAAACGUAGGAAAACUUAUUCUGGAUGUUGAGAAGACUCCAACGCCUCUGAUGGCCAAUGAUAGCACAGAGACCAGUGAAGCAGGAGAGGAAGAAGAAGAGCCCGAGGGAGACAACGACAGCAAGGAGCGAAUGCCUUUCAUCCAUUAAACCCAACAUUACAACACAACCAGAGAGACUGAAGAGAUUCACCACAGGGGAACACAACCCCACACACUCACAGCUGUAUGUGUGUGUGUGUGUGUGUCUGUGUUAGUGUGUGUGUGCGUGUGUGCGUGUUUGUGUGUGUGUGUGUGUGUGUGUGUGUGUGUGUGUGUGUGUGUGUGUGUGUGUGAAUGAAUGCAAGUAUGCAUGUGUGCAUGAUUGUAUGUUUGUGCAGAAAAUGUUUUGGCCUCUUGUCUGUAUUUUUUUCUCCGUUGAUUGUCAAGCAGCAUAUUUGGGUAAAUGAAGACUGGAGUCUUUAAUCAUGAAUGAAUACUAUGCUACGGCUUUGUGUCCAUUUUACAGUCGAUUGUUUGCCAACUCUUAAGUGGAUUGGACACAGAUCAAAUAAGCAUUACAACCUGCUGACUCGCUCAAAUCCCUUCAAGGUUAGCACCCUUAAAAAGAGAUUCGAUAGAAGAACGAAACCACAACAUGAGUCCUCGAUGAUUUUCUAACGCUCCAGAAAGUGUUUCUACUUUGCAUCGAUAUUUGCAUGGUAUUUUAGUCUUGGUUGCCAGUUAUGUAUUAAUAUGGGAUCACUAGUGCCUUUUAGCUGCAAACACGUGUUUGAUACUUGAACUGCUUUCCAUGUGUGAAGUUUGCGACCAACAAACAAACAAAAACUGUGUUUAACUGGAGUCUGAUGAAAACUGUCAUAGCUGCUUUCUUGUCUGAAUAUAGAGUUUGUAUUGAAGUAAAUCUGAAGUGUCACCAUAGCUCUCUUCAUGAAGUUACUUAUUGUACGGAUUUUCCCAACAUAACUUUAUAUCAGGAACUUUUUCUUAAAUGCAGUACAUGCAGGACAAGUGUUUACCUUCAGGCCACCACAGUCUCAGUGGAGAUCCGUCGGGUCGAAUUCAUACUAGUUAAAAUCCUGCAUCAUUACAUGUUAAUGCAAGACAACAUGGAUAAAUCUGUAAACUGUGGAUCUGGUCACACAGAUGCAGUCUAAGCUUGUGGAGUCUCUGCUCGGCUUGUUCUGACUGAAGUUGUUUACUAGCUGGUGCCUCACAACAGAAGUGCCAUAAGACUCCAAUUUAGACUCAUUUUGCAACACGCUAGUGUUUGAAGACAAGUGAUUCACAUCCAUACGUUCAUUUUCAUAUAAUCCUCUGCUCUGCUCCACAUGUGCAAGUUGUUGAAAUGCACACUAGUACUACCUUUGGGUUUCAUUUCCACUUCAUCAAGUUCAGUGAAUUAUUUAUCACUUGAAUUAUUAAAUAUAAAACCAGAAGUAUUUCCUCCACUAUUAAAACAACAACACAAGCUUUUCAUUUCAUUAUCAGGUCGUAUUUGAUAAGUAGAUAAUGAAUCAUCAUCAGUAGUUCACACUCCAAGCUCUGAAGCUGAUUGAUACACAGUGAAACAAUGUCAAUAGAUUGUUUAGAUGUAGGAAUUGAUUUCUAGACUUAAGAAUAGGGGUAAUGAUGAGUAGACACUUUGGAAAUCGCAUGUCGAUUUUGAUGCCUUUAAUGUCAGGUUUGUUGUGUUUGUGUAUGUGUGCGUGUGUGUGUGUGUGUUAGAGAGAGAGAGAGUGCAUGUAUUGAGUGUGUGAAUUCAUAUUGACUGAAAAAAAAAAGUCUAGCGUUGUAGUGAGUUCACACAAUUCCUUAAAAAGACGGUUUACCUGUGGUCGUAUAUUUUUGUCACAUUUUUUCUUGUGUACUUGUUUUUUGAGUACAGCUCUGUUUACUUGAAUAAAUUGGACUGCAAGUUG
Notolabrus celidotus (New Zealand spotty) is the source of this 3321-nucleotide messenger RNA. RefSeq names its product vesicle amine transport 1-like (gene vat1l). The coding region runs from base 309 to 1550 and encodes 413 amino acids. NCBI's taxonomy places the organism in Eukaryota, Metazoa, Chordata, Actinopteri, Labriformes, Labridae. Gene Ontology annotation, molecular function: oxidoreductase activity. The record is from RefSeq and is a predicted model, not a curated record. The transcript is spliced from 9 exons.